This is a messenger RNA of Penicillium alfredii, 1326 nucleotides long. Its product is annotated as GTPase-activating protein GCS1. The record is from RefSeq and is a predicted model, not a curated record. The transcript has 4 exons. Lineage: Eukaryota; Fungi; Ascomycota; Eurotiomycetes; Eurotiales; Aspergillaceae. Gene Ontology annotation, cellular component: Golgi membrane. Gene Ontology annotation, molecular function: GTPase activator activity. Gene Ontology annotation, biological process: regulation of ARF protein signal transduction; regulation of endocytosis. Bases 1 to 1326 code for a protein of 441 amino acids.
AUGUCUCGCAUGUGGGAGGUCGAUCCAGAGACAAGGAGCAAGCUCCUUCAGAUCUCCAAGACCAAUGGAAACGACAAAUGCUGUGAUUGUGGUGCUCCCUCGCCACAAUGGGCCUCUCCCAAAUUCGGCACUUUCAUCUGUCUCAACUGCGCCGGCACACAUCGCGGUCUCGGAGUGCAUAUUUCCUUCGUCCGAUCCAUCACCAUGGAUGCCUUCAAGAACGCCGAGAUUCAACGCAUGGAGCUGGGAGGCAACGAGCCCUGGAAGUCCUUCUACGACGCACACCCUGUGACAGUCUCCGAGGGUCGCACAUUCGAGGACUCUACCAUCAAAGAACGUUAUGAAGGCGACGCAGGCGAGGAGUGGAAGGAGCGCUUGGCGUGCAAGGUGGAGGGUCGUGAGUAUGUCCCGGGUCAAGAGAAGAAGAGCAAUGUCUCGCGAUCGAGUACACCGUUGAGUGUGGGAGCUGGUGGUGCUACCUCCGGAGCCCGCGCCGGGUCACCCGCAGCGUCGUCGAUUCGGUCGGCUGAAGGCCAGCGAGGUGGGCCCAUGGCCAGCAAGAAGGAGCAAAACGAGGCAUACUUUGCGAAGCUGGGGUUAGAGAACGCCACGCGGUCAGAUGCUCUUCCUCCAUCCCAAGGAGGGAAGUUCACUGGCUUCGGAGGCGGCAUGCCCCCGCCGUCUGCCGAUGAUCGCCGGGCUUCGGGGCUUGGAGGUUUCGGCGGGCUUGGAGGUUUCGGCGGGUUUGGGGGCUUUGGUGGUGGAGGAUUUGGCGGAGGCGGCCAAGCUUUUGACGAUCUCCAAAAGGAUCCCAUGGGCACGCUGUCCAAGGGCUUCGGGUGGUUUACUUCUACAGUAGGCAAGGGCGCCAAGACGGUGAACGAUUCGUAUCUACAGCCGACAGCCAAGCAGUUGGCCGAAUCCGAAUUUGCUGCCCAAGCCCGUGUCCAAGCGGCCAGCCUCGGACAGAAUCUGCAGGCCGGUGCCCGCGGCGCUGCGGACCAGUUCAACCGCUUUGUUGAAGGACCCGAAGACGGCCAUGGCGGUAACCGCUCCCACAUGGAGCCUGAGCGCAGAGAGUUCUGGGACGAUUUUGCGUCCCUUGGAUCUGAAACCUCUGGCCAUCGCCGGAGUGGAUCGAAAUCCGAGGUCAUCGGCACUGCAGCCAUGCGCAAAGGACCGGUGAAUUCGUCCAGUGUUAACUCCUCUAUUCCCGCUACGGCGGGCGACAGUACGGCGCCGGCCGGGGCUAGCAGCAUUGAAGACGAGGGUGGUGCCGUAUCCUCGACAGCCAAGGGAAAGCAAGACUGGGAUGAUAACUGGUAG